AUGUUGCACUUCCGGGGGUCAGUAGCAUUGGUGCAAAUUCACGAGAGCACUCUGUGUUCUAAUUCACAUUAUAAGUUCACUUUACGAAAAUAUCGUGAACGAAGAUUAUAUCUAUCUCGACGGCAUUGCGGUCCCAUAGCAACAGUCCAUCCUGUACCGUUCGUAACGCCAGGAAGCGCAUACCCGGCGUAUCCCCCACCGCCACGUAAUCCGUCAUUAUAUGAGGCCAGUCAGUCUUCUUCAGCGGUAAUCUCGUCUCAGCCCACGAUCAAUCAACCCAACGCAAACGCCUCAAUCUGUGCUGAGCAAUUCAUUGCCAACACCGAUACGUCACCACCCCCGCCCUACUGUAGCGCCGUAAACCCACCCAAAUCAUCGUCAUAA
Anisakis simplex (herring worm) is the source of this 384-nucleotide messenger RNA. NCBI's taxonomy places the organism in Eukaryota, Metazoa, Nematoda, Chromadorea, Rhabditida, Anisakidae. The record is from the annotation of a GenBank genome assembly.